This is a messenger RNA of Syzygium oleosum, 1263 nucleotides long. Its product is annotated as OVARIAN TUMOR DOMAIN-containing deubiquitinating enzyme 11. Gene Ontology annotation, biological process: protein deubiquitination. Lineage: Eukaryota; Viridiplantae; Streptophyta; Magnoliopsida; Myrtales; Myrtaceae. Gene Ontology annotation, molecular function: cysteine-type deubiquitinase activity. The transcript has 10 exons. The record is from RefSeq and is a predicted model, not a curated record. Bases 48 to 920 code for a protein of 290 amino acids.
CGGAUGGGCGUGGUUUUGCUGGGUCUUUCGAUUUGGAUUGGCUUGUGAUGUGGGGGCUCGCGUUCUUGGCGAUUUCGUUUCGUUUCCUCGCGCUGCUCUUGCUUUCCUUGUAUGAAUCGAUGCCCUCGUCGAUUUUGUCUCCUCUCAAGUCGGGCUCUGUUGGGAUUCUUGAUACGGUUAGGAAGAGCGCGGGCGUGUUGUUUGAGCACGUGCGCAGGGUCUUUUCGGUGAUCCGCAUGACGGAAAGCUGUAGCAAUGCGAGUCCGAGCUCUAGCUCGAGUUUGAACAGCAGCUUCCAUGACGAUACGGAGGACGACCAAACCAUCGCGGCCAUCUUGGCGGAAGAGGAGAGCUCUAAGUCAGAUGGAAAGCUUGGGAAGAGACUAUCUCACUUAGAUUCUAUCCCGCACACUCCUCGGGUAAUUGGAGAGAUUCCCGACGUGAACGAAGCAACAUUGGAUCACGAGCGGCUCUCUGAGAGAUUAGUGACUUAUAAUCUAGAAGAAAUGCAAAUUGAAGGUGAUGGGAAUUGCCAGUUCCGCGCAUUAGCUGAUCAAUUGUUUCGCAAUUCAGACCAUCACAAAAUCGUAAGGAAAGAGAUAAUAAAGCAGCUAAAGCACGAGAGGAAAUUGUAUGAGGGUUACGUGCCCAUGAAGUACAAGAGCUAUUUAAAGAAGAUGAAAAGAUCUGGAGAAUGGGGAGACCAUGUCACACUGCAAGCAGCUGCAGAUCGUUUUGCAGCAAAAAUUAAUUUGGUGACCUCCUUCAAGGACACUUCAUACAUUGAGAUCGUUCCAAAUGGGAAGAAUCCUACAAAAGAGUUGUGGCUCAGCUUUUGGAGUGAAGUACACUACAAUUCAUUAUACGAAAGAGGAGAUGUUCCUGCUAGAAAGCCACGAAAAAAGCAUUGGCUUUUCUGAAGAGUCAAUGUUAUCAUGAGGUCAACCUGCAGCAUUGGCAGCUAUUAGUUGAAUGCAUUGUUUGCAAGUGCUGUGCUAUCGGUGUUAUUUCCACUGCCGAGAAAACUUAGUUUGGAGAUAUGUUGCAGAUCAUCAUUUUCUGUACAUAACAGGAGUCCUAGAUCGAAGAAGACAGACACUCAUGUACACAUGACGACCGAGAGUUUGCGGAAAUUACUUUCAUUGUAUACCAUUCUAGUUGUUUUUACAUUCUUUGGACAAAAAAUAUGUUGGAGGAAGAUAGCAAACUAAAGAUGUAAAGUUGUUUGAAGGAAUUGAGAGUUGAAAGGUCGUCCUCUCUAUA